CCAUGGCAGUGGCAAAUUCAAGCCCUGUCAAUCCCGUGGUGUUUUUUGAUGUCAGCAUUGGCGGCCAGGAAGUUGGCCGCAUGAAGAUCGAGCUCUUUGCAGACGUUGUGCCCAUGACGGCCGAGAAUUUUAGAAAAGAUGGGGUUCCAAUAGGAUACAAAGGGAGCACCUUCCACAGGGUCAUAAAAGAUUUCAUGAUUCAGGGUGGAGAUUUUGUUAAUGGAGAUGGUACUGGAGUCGCCAGUAUCUACCGGGGGCCAUUUGCAGAUGAAAAUUUUAAGCUUAGACACUCAGCUCCAGGCUUGCUUUCCAUGGCAAACAGUGGUCCCAGUACCAAUGGCUGCCAGUUUUUCAUCACCUGCUCUAAGUGUGAUUGGCUAGAUGGGAAGCACGUGGUAUUUGGAAAAAUCAUUGAUGGACUUCUGGUGAUGAGAAAGAUUGAGAACGUUCCCACAGGCCCCAACAAUAAACCCAAGCUGCCUGUGGUGAUCUCACAGUGUGGAGAGAUGUAGUCCAGAGGAAGUCUGAAUCAGG
Molecule: messenger RNA, 534 nt
Organism: Mesoplodon densirostris (Blainville's beaked whale)
Lineage: Eukaryota; Metazoa; Chordata; Mammalia; Artiodactyla; Ziphiidae
Product: peptidyl-prolyl cis-trans isomerase H-like
Exons: 1
Coding region: 3-512 (169 amino acids)
Biological process (GO): protein peptidyl-prolyl isomerization; protein folding
Cellular component (GO): intracellular membrane-bounded organelle
Molecular function (GO): peptidyl-prolyl cis-trans isomerase activity
Source: RefSeq, a predicted model, not a curated record